Molecule: messenger RNA, 1171 nt
Organism: Cimex lectularius (bed bug)
Lineage: Eukaryota; Metazoa; Arthropoda; Insecta; Hemiptera; Cimicidae
Gene: Polr3F
Product: probable DNA-directed RNA polymerase III subunit RPC6
Exons: 6
Coding region: 139-1107 (322 amino acids)
Biological process (GO): transcription by RNA polymerase III
Cellular component (GO): RNA polymerase III complex
Source: RefSeq, a predicted model, not a curated record
UUUCCUAAGAUUUCUCCAGUUGUCAACGUGCUCAUUUCGAUUCUGGCCAAAACAUGAAUGGCCCAUCAAAAUACUAAUUGACUUUUUAUUAAAUUUUAUAGUUUAUAAUAGUUUAACCCAAAGAUACAGCUACAGAAGAUGAGUGUUAAAAAGGCGUCGACGUCGAAAGCGCCUGAGUCCGAUCCCAAUGAGCAAAUUAUUCUCUCAAUUGCUGCAGCAGCAGGAACAAAGGGAUGCUUUGACGAAGACAUAGUUAAAACUUUACCUAAUCUACCAGGAGAGCAGAGGGUUGCGUGCAUCAAUAGGCUCAUUGCAAAAAGGUUACUCGAUGUGUAUCAAAUAGGAAAUAAAAUCGCUUAUAAAGCCAGGACUCCAGACAGUGACCCAGCAGAUCUCAAAGGCGCCGACAAUGAAGAGAAAAUCGUUUACGAAAUUGUCAAAGAAGCCGGUAACAAAGGGAUCUGGAUGAGGGAUAUCAGAUUGAAAUCUAAUCUACAGCCGACUGUUUUAAACAAAAUCCUGAAAAGUUUAGAAAACAAAAAGAUUAUUAAGGCAGUUAAAUCUGUUACUGCUUAUAAGAAAAAAGUUUAUAUGUUAUUUGAGUUAGAGCCAGAUAGCACUUUAACGGGUGGCUCUUGGUAUAGCGAUCAAGAUUUUGAGUCUGAAUUUGUUGAUGUUUUAAACCAACAAUGUUACAGGUAUUUGAUAGAAAUAAAACAAAAAUAUGAAAUGGACCCGUCAAAUGUGAAAAAAGGACCUGUUGCCUUUUACAACCAGAUUUCAGUUCAUCCAAAGCAAGUGUGUAAAUUUAUUUCUGAUCUCGGAAUUAGCAAGAUACCUUUAUCUGAAGAGGAUAUAAAAACCAUUUUAGAUACGUUGUUGUAUGAUGGUAAAGUUGAAAGGCGAGUCACGUUAAAUGGUGAUUACACAUAUAGAGCUGUUAAUUCAAUUGUCGAUUCUCCUGGUCUUGUCUCUUUACCUUGUGGAGUUUGCCCUGUAAUAAAGGAGUGCAAUGACAACGGAGUCGUUUCCCCAUUUAUGUGUCCAUAUUUAACGACCUGGGGUAAAAAGUCUCUUGUGAAAAUGCAAGCUCCCGAAGAUUUUUAACUUUUUUAAAUUUGUACAUAAAUUUUAUAAACGUUAUGUAAAUAAAGCUGAAUUUAUUAUUUUA